CUCUCAGUCAGUCUUUCGUUCAAGCAUAUAAGGCCCUUCUCUCCUCCGUUUUUAUACAUCGAGUUUAAUCUUUGCAUUUCUUUCUUUACACCGUUUCAAACAUCAUCAUAAUGGGCUCUGAAACACCGUCUAAUGCCCUCUGGACCACGCAGUCCGUGCUGGCCACCCUUCCUCACCCCCCUGAGGAGAACUCCGCUUCUCCGAUUCCGUUCUUCCACCUUCUUGAGCGCCUGAAGACCACCAAGAGGGAAGGCUGGCGCCGCUUCGGUAUCACCGCAGGCGAAUCGAUCUCGGACCAUAUGUACCGUAUGUCGGUGAUGACGAUGCUCGCCCCGCCUUCGCUCGCCCCACGGCUCAACCUGCCUCAUUGCAUGAAGAUGGCUCUCAUUCACGACAUGGCGGAAUCGUUGGUUGGCGACAUCACCCCAGUGGACAACGUUGACAAGAAAGAGAAGGCACGCCGCGAGGCCGACGUGAUGAAUUAUAUCACCAAGAACCUGCUGGGAGGUGUUCCCGGUGGAAUGUUGACCGGAGAUGAGGUCAUGAAGGUGUUCCAGGAGUAUGAGGAUAACGAGACAUUGGAAGCCAAGUACGUCCACGAUAUCGACAAGAUGGAGCUUCUCCUGCAGAUGGUCGAAUACGAACGUACCCACGAUCUCGAUCUGUCUGAGUUCUGCCAUGUUGCGAACCGUGUCCAGCUACCGGAGAUCAAGGAAUGGGCGGCGACGGUACUCCAGGAGCGGGAAGCUUUCUGGAAGAAGAAGGCUGCCAAUGGAGUUCAGGCAUAAGAGUGUGAAUCAUUGAUGGGAGUAAUAUACUUUCGGUUGAUAUUCCUUUCGGGUUAUGUUUAAUGGUGUCGAUGCCUCACGAGUUAUCUAUCUUUUUUCUCGGUUUUAUUAUUAUUAUUAUUAUUUUUAUCAUCAUGCAUACCACUAGACAGUUGAAGGCGUUUGGAUGGGCCCAUGAUUAGAUUAUAUACCAUCGACGAUCGAUGAGUCUUGUCACAUACACAUUGAAAGUACGCAAAGUGUAACUUAAGCUCAAUCACAAACCAACAUAG
Molecule: messenger RNA, 1060 nt
Organism: Aspergillus pseudotamarii
Lineage: Eukaryota; Fungi; Ascomycota; Eurotiomycetes; Eurotiales; Aspergillaceae
Product: HD domain-containing protein
Exons: 2
Coding region: 111-788 (225 amino acids)
Cellular component (GO): cytoplasm
Molecular function (GO): 5'-deoxynucleotidase activity
Source: RefSeq, a predicted model, not a curated record